This is a messenger RNA of Trametes versicolor FP-101664 SS1, 354 nucleotides long. RefSeq lists its product as uncharacterized. The record is from RefSeq and is a predicted model, not a curated record. Bases 1 to 354 code for a protein of 117 amino acids. The transcript has a single exon. Lineage: Eukaryota; Fungi; Basidiomycota; Agaricomycetes; Polyporales; Polyporaceae.
AUGGUCUCUGCCAUCGUGGCUGACCACAGCGCUACUUCCUCCGGCAGCAUCAGCAUGAUAUUGAAUUGCCGCUUCCUGCUCUGCCUCUACGAGGCCGACGCGCCUCAGGAAAGGGAGAGCACACCAUCAACUUCCGAGUCGUCCUUCUCGACUCUCGACUUCGGUGGAGGAGAUCGGUCGGUGGGGUCAUCGGAGCUCCCAGAAUUCCUCAACUUGUUCGCAGGCACGAUCCGAUCCACCCCUGAUGAUAGCCCGGAGCUGCACACCUCUGAACCGACCCACCAGCAUGCGCGGGAGGUGGAAGUCUUGGAUGGAGAUGCUGGAGAGCUUGGAGAGGUCGGAGAACAACUCUGA